AUGGCUACAACAACAACUCAAAUAAAACGACCUGGACUUGGUGGUGCAGCUAAAAAACGAUCAACUGGUUCUCGACCUGAAUUGACUGAAGAACAAAAAACAGAAAUUCGUGAAGCAUUUGAUCUAUUUGAUGCUGAUGGUUCAGGAACAAUUGAUGUUAAAGAACUCAAAGUUGCAAUGCGUGCAUUAGGUUUUGAACCUAAAAAAGAAGAAAUCAAAAAAAUGAUAUCUGAUAUUCAAAAAGAAAAUGCUGGUACAAUUGAUUUUAAUGAUUUUCUUCAGUUGAUGUCUCAAAAAAUGGCAGAAAAAGAUUCAAAAGAAGAAAUUUUAAAAGCAUUUCGACUUUUUGAUGAUGAUAAUACAGGAAAAAUUUCAUUUAAAAAUUUAAAACGAGUUGCAAAAGAAUUAGGUGAAAAUUUAACUGAAGAAGAAUUACAAGAAAUGAUUGAUGAAGCAGAUCGUGAUGGUGAUGGUGAAAUAAAUGAACAAGAAUUUUUAAGAAUCAUGAAAAAAACUUCAUUAUAUUAA
Molecule: messenger RNA, 528 nt
Organism: Rotaria sp. Silwood1
Lineage: Eukaryota; Metazoa; Rotifera; Eurotatoria; Philodinida; Philodinidae
Source: the annotation of a GenBank genome assembly